CGAUGGCAAGGCUGUCGGUGAUGCCCAACUGCGGGCAUCCACUGCUGCUGCUCUCUCAGGGCUUAAUCCUGCGCAACUAACUACCAACACAAGUGCUGAUAUCACAGCCGCCGGUCAUUCCAGCACUAUUGAGCUUCGGCCCAUCACUCAGGCGAGGAACUCCAUCGUCACCACGAUCGCACUCGCAUCGUCACCUCAGGCUCCAACCAAAGCGGAGGCUAUCCGGUCAUACGUACAGCUUGCAGCCCUAUCAAUGUUCGCCUUCGUUUCUGGGUGGAAUGAUGCCUCGAACGGCCCCCUUUUGCCGAGAAUACAGAAAGUGUACAACUUGAACUACGCUGUUGUGUCUCUUCUUUUUGUGUUUUCGUGCGUCGGUUUUAUCUCCGGAGCCAUAGGCAAUGUGUUCUUGUCCGAGAGGGUAGGCUUUGGAAAGUUGAUCGUAUUAGGAUCCGCCCUACAGGCGGUAGGCUACUCGAUUCAGGCUGCUGCGCCUCCUUUCCCUGCCUUUGUAUUCGGAUACUUCGUCACAGGUAUUGGCCUGGCUUUACAAGAAGCUCAAGCGGUUAGCUAUGUAGCAAAGAUGAAAGAUAAGGCUGAGUUGAAAAUGGCCAUCUUCAUGGCGGCAAGUCCGGGAGCGGUUGUCUCCCCACUUGUAGCAACGCACUUUUCGACUGUGCCACGGUGGUCAUUCCAUUUUCUUACAUCGCUUGGGAUAUCAUUGGCGAACGUUGUCAUUCUGUCAGCUGUGUUCCGCUUCAAGAAGCAGGACGAAUGUCUCGCGCAAAUUGGUGUCCCGGCCGGAGACAGGGGUACUAGCAACCGCGGCGAGUUCCGGCAGAUCAUUGCCCUGAAAGAAGUGCAUCUGCUGGCUUUGUUCAUCCUAUUCUACGUCGGCACCGAGGUAACUCUAGGAGGGUGGACAAUUUCGUAUAUCAUCAACGUUCGCGGGGGCGGUUCUUCUGCGGGUUACAUAUCCAUGGGUUUCUUUGGUGGGAUGAUGGUCGGUCGUUUGGCUUUGCACUGGGUCAAUGAGAAAGUCGGAGAACGUCGUGCGCUCAUCGCCUAUGCUGUUCUAGCUAUUGCUCUCGAGUUCGUCGUCUGGCUGGUUCCUUCACUCGCAGGCGACGCCGUCGCCGUCGCAUCCAUCGGGAUCUUACUAGGUCCGAUGUAUCCAAUCGCAAUGAAUCACGCUGGAAGGGUGCUACCUCGGUGGCUUCUUACAGGCUCCAUCGGUUGGAUCGCCAGCGUCGGGCAAGCGGGCUCUGCUCUGCUCCCGUUUAUGACGGGCGCCAUUGCUUCUAAAGCCGGAAUUGCGACCCUACAGCCCAUACUCGUGGGAUUCAUGGCGGUGAUGACGGGCUUCUGGUUGCUUGUUCCCGCUAGCUCCCAUCGUCACGACUAAGUUGCAUAAGCAGUGCAAGUAAAUAAGGGCAACACACGCGCACUUACCCUCUCCCUGGUCCAUCUCUCUGUCGAUUUUUUCCCGCGUGGUUAGUACGAUUCUGAGGUCACUAAUCUCAUGCACUGAUAGGGUAAAGGAAAUGGCUAAUACACACUUCUGAAUCGGGCGAGUCGUCUUUUGUGCCGUCUUUGUCACUUAGGAGGCGCUAUAUGAACGGUAUACAGGCAAGAUCAGCUGAUGGUUUAUACAAACAAUAAUGUGUUACCGCUGACCUUUGGGAGAAUCAGCUGUCCAGUUUUCAUGUCCCAUAAGCGGAUAUCACCACGAUUGUCCUCAGCCAGGAUGAGUUCCCCGUCUGGGGAGAUUGCCGCCGCAAGUACACCCGUGGAGUGUUGGAAAUACCGAAGACGCCUCCCUGUUUUGAUAUCCCAGAGGCAAACAGUGUUAUCGUCAGACGAGCUGACAAUGAUGGAUUCAUCUGUCGAGAACUGCACGCAGUUGACGUUGCUGCCGUGAUUGAUAGCCAUGGUCUGCUUUCCUUGCAAGACAUUCCAAAUACGUACUUUGCCAUCCUCGCAUCCGCUGAGCAGUUUCAUACCGUCGGGAAAGAAGCAGACUGAGAAGACGAUGCCGUCGUGUUCAAGAAGCUCUCCCAGAGGUGUAAACCCGUGAAC
This is a messenger RNA of Coniophora puteana RWD-64-598 SS2, 2076 nucleotides long. RefSeq names its product MFS general substrate transporter. Gene Ontology annotation, cellular component: membrane. Gene Ontology annotation, biological process: transmembrane transport. NCBI's taxonomy places the organism in Eukaryota, Fungi, Basidiomycota, Agaricomycetes, Boletales, Coniophoraceae. Bases 254 to 1402 code for a protein of 382 amino acids. Gene Ontology annotation, molecular function: transmembrane transporter activity. The transcript has 12 exons. The record is from RefSeq and is a predicted model, not a curated record.